This is a messenger RNA of Triticum aestivum (bread wheat), 1997 nucleotides long. RefSeq lists its product as uncharacterized. The transcript has a single exon. The record is from RefSeq and is a predicted model, not a curated record. NCBI's taxonomy places the organism in Eukaryota, Viridiplantae, Streptophyta, Magnoliopsida, Poales, Poaceae. Gene Ontology annotation, biological process: regulation of DNA-templated transcription. The coding region runs from base 6 to 1346 and encodes 446 amino acids. Gene Ontology annotation, molecular function: double-stranded DNA binding.
UUGCCAUGGGCAACGUGUGGAUGGAAAUACACCGUUGGAUGUCAUUUGGAUGGCAGGGAUUGGAUGGUAAUUUGGCCCAGCCAAGUUCUGUUCCUUUGACAAUCCACACCAGCGGAGACACAUCCGACGCCACUCAAAUUCCCCACCGACCGCCGCCGCCGCUCCGCCGUCGCGGCGCCAUGCUCCACCUCCGGCAGCGCGUCCUCUCCCAUCUCCUCUUCGCCGCGCCCUCUCCUUCCGCCUCACCACUCCUCUCUCUCCACCGCCUCCUCUCCGCCGCCGCUGCCCCCCGCAUUUCUUCAAACCCUAGCUUCGCCGUCGACGACUACCUCGUCGAGACCUGCGGCCUCACCCGUGCCCAGGCACUCAAGGCCUCCGCCAAGAUCUCCCACCUCAAGUCCCCGGGCAAGCCAGAUGCCGUGCUUGCCUUCCUUGCCGGCCUCGGCCUCUCGGGCGCUGAUGUCGCGGCCGUCGUCGCCAGGGACCCGCUGAUCCUCUGCGCCGGCGUGGAGACAACCUUGUCCCCCAUCGUCGUUGGGCUCACCGGCCUCGGCCUGUCACAAGCUGAGAUUGCGCGCCUCCUCUCGCUCGUCCCUGACAACUUCCGCCGCAGAUCCUUCGUCUCCAAGCUAGAGUACUACCUUCCACUCUUCGGCUCCAUCGAGAACAUGGUCCGGCCGCUCAAACAUGGCCACUUCUUCCUCCACUCUGACCUCGAGAGGGUGGUCAAGCCAAAUGUCAAGCUCCUAGCAGAGUGCGGGCUAGGUGCUUGUGAUAUUGCCAAGCUGUUCAUCCGUGAGCCAAGGAUGCUUAGCGCCAAACCAGAGCGUGUCCUGGCGAUGGUUGCGUGCGCCGAACGUUUAGGUGUGCCCCGUGGCUCAGGAAUGUUCAGGCAAGCGCUGCACACCGUCUCAUGCUUCAGCGAGGACAAGAUCGCUGCCAGAGUGGACUACUUGAAGAGGACACUUAGGUGGUCAGAUACCGAGGUUGGCAUUGCUGUGUCCAAGGCUCUGAUUUUGCUGGCAAGAUCAAAUGACGUGCUGCAGCGUAUGUCAGACUUCCUAAUCUCUGAGGUGGGGUUGGAGCCGGCCUACAUUGCUCAUCGCCCCGCUAUGCUCACUUGCAGCCUGGAGGGCCGGCUCAGACCCCGCUACCAUGUUGUGAAAUUUCUUAAGGAAAAUGGAUUGCUAAAUCAUGGCAGAGACUACUACAGUAUGGUUGUGGUCAGCGAGAAGGUAUUUGUGGAGAAGUUCAUAUGCCCUCACAAGCAAGCUGCACCACACCUUGCUGAAGACUAUGCAGCUGCUUGCACAGGGCAGGUGCCUGCUACAUUCAGAUUUACAUGAACCAAGAAGCAGGAAAAUGGAUUGCUAGAGCAUGAGUGGAACCACUAUUCAGCAGCCUUGGUGACAGAAGAUUUUCAUGGAAAAGUUUGUAUGCCCUCACAAGGAAGAUGCCCCCACCUCGCCGGAAACUAUGCUGCCACUUGUAGGGAAGUGCCUUCUAAUUUCAGAAUUACAUGACCAAUAAUGGUCCAGGAGAAUUUGUAACUGCAUAUGGCGCAAAGAAGUUUACCCUAUGUGUAGUGAGCUGGUAAUCUCUGUCUGUGUGCCUGAGUGGAUGUUGGUUGUCUGCUAUAGUAUGUCAAGUACUCCCUCCGUUCCGAAUUACUUGUCUUGGAUUUGUCUAAAUACAGAUGUAUCUAGACUCAUUUUAAUGCUAGAUACAUCCGUAUCUAGACAAAUCCAAGACAAGUAAUUUGGAACGGAGGGAGUACAUGCUAAUAUAGUGUUGCUGGUCCUUAAUGAAACUGAUAGUUUUAUCGUGAGCCCUUGUAUGUCCAUUGCAUCAUUCAGUACAGAAGAAAGAAUUACACUGCAAUUAACCUGUCCAUCUUGAUGUCAUAUUGUCAUGCAUACUAGAACUAAGAGUGUGACAUCAGGGCAUUCUACAAAUGCUUUCAAAUAUAUUAAUGAAGAGUAUAUUUGCAUGCCCUA